Messenger RNA from Cynoglossus semilaevis (tongue sole), 1808 nucleotides. RefSeq names its product BarH-like homeobox 1b (gene barhl1b). The record is from RefSeq and is a predicted model, not a curated record. The coding region runs from base 754 to 1713 and encodes 319 amino acids. NCBI's taxonomy places the organism in Eukaryota, Metazoa, Chordata, Actinopteri, Pleuronectiformes, Cynoglossidae. Gene Ontology annotation, molecular function: DNA binding; DNA-binding transcription factor activity, RNA polymerase II-specific. Gene Ontology annotation, biological process: regulation of DNA-templated transcription. The transcript has 5 exons.
UCCCUCGUUCACUCCCAUCACGCAGCUCAGUUCACGCACAGAAACGCGUGUUUUUCUUCUCAACUCUCCAGUUGUGACUCUUUAACCCACUUUACCUCCUUCACUCUCCCUCUCUCUUUUCUGUCUUUCCAUCUCACUCUCGUCUCCGUCUCUUCCGCGGUUGUAGAGUCUUCCUCUCCUCCGCCUCCUCUUCUUCCUCCUCUCUCUCGGCUUCGUGUUAAAAUCCAGUUUUGGUGAAAAGUACGUGAAGACUUUUCUUACUUUUCUCUUCUUCCUGAUCUUCCUCCUGCUGCUGCAGGUGCGUCGCUGUCCGCGGUGCUGAAAGUCAGACGACAACAUUUUCAUCGAAGAGAAACGAAAACUCCUCUGUCUGUUUUCUCCCUCUUUUUGACGAUAAAGAGCCUGAAGUGGAGCAGCUGAUCCUAGGAAGAACUGACAGUGACGCCCUGCUGCGGUGUGAUCCGGUUCCGCAGGACUCAUCUCUUCCUCAUCUUCAGACAGAGGAAGAAGAAGGGAAGCGGAUGACCGUCAUGGUGUAUUUGUGUGUGAAGACUCCGCUGGAAUUAUGACUCUCAAUCCCCUCUGUUUUUAAGUAAUUUGAAGAAUUAUUUGCUGGUAUUAUUUCGGGGCUUUAAAAGUAAACGGAAAGUUUUUUUUGGGAUCAAACUCAGACUCACAAACUCCUCACGUCCAACUUUAAGAACCCUGAAGGACCAGAUGUUGGUUUGAGGAGAGGACAAACCUCAGGAGACCAUGAUGGAGGCCACGAACGGUUCCAGUUUCGGGAUCGACUCGCUGCUGUCCCACAGACCCGGCAGCCCCGUGUCCAAGGCGGGCAGCGUGGCGGCAGAGUUCAGUCCGCGCUCGGACGCGGAGAGCGGCUGCUCGUCGUCAUCACCGCCUCCGUCUCCGCCGCUUCCGCAGGAGCGGCAGCAGAGGCACGGGCUGCCCCCCCCCCCCCCUCUCCAACAACAGCAGCAGCAGCAACAGCAGCAGCAAAGAAGCGUCACCUCCUCCUUCCUCAUCAGAGACAUUUUGGCGGACUGUAAACCGCUGGCCGCCUGCGCUCCUUACUCCAGUAACGGACAGCCGGCGGCGGCGCAGGAGGCGGGGAGGCUCGCGACCAAGAUCCCCGACGAUUUUAUGGAGAAAAUUCACAGCAACUCUUCUUCAGACAGCGAGUACAACAAAGUGAAGGAGGAGGGGGACCGGGAGAUCUCCAGCAGCAGAGAAAGUCCGCAGGUUCGGCUGAAAAAGCCCAGAAAAGCUCGCACGGCCUUCACGGACCAUCAGCUGGCUCAGCUGGAGCGGAGCUUCGAGAGACAGAAGUACCUGAGCGUCCAGGACCGGAUGGAACUGGCGGCUUCACUCAACCUGACCGACACCCAGGUCAAGACCUGGUACCAGAACCGCAGGACAAAGUGGAAGCGUCAGACGGCGGUCGGUCUGGAGCUUCUGGCUGAAGCAGGAAACUACUCGGCCCUACAGAGGAUGUUCCCCUCCCCUUAUUUUUACCCACAAAGCCUGAUGUCCAACCUGGACCCCAGCGCUGCCCUCUACCUGUACAGGGGCCCAGCAGCCGCACCACCCCCGGCCCUGCAGAGGCCCCUGGUGCCCAGGAUCCUGCUCCAUGGUGUACAGGGAGGCAGCGAGCCACCGCCCCCGCUGCCCCCUAUGGGUGGAGUCCUGCCCCGGCCCACACAGCAGCGAUGAACGGCCCUGCACUAAUCUGUCUGAGACUCAUUACAACAGAGACAGAAGCAAAAGAUUUAAAAAGAAGACGAAGAAGAAGAAGAGGAGGAGGAGGA